Messenger RNA from Sparassis crispa, 1824 nucleotides. RefSeq lists its product with no specific name. The record is from RefSeq and is a predicted model, not a curated record. Gene Ontology annotation, molecular function: G-protein alpha-subunit binding; guanyl-nucleotide exchange factor activity. NCBI's taxonomy places the organism in Eukaryota, Fungi, Basidiomycota, Agaricomycetes, Polyporales, Sparassidaceae. The coding region runs from base 1 to 1824 and encodes 607 amino acids. Gene Ontology annotation, biological process: G protein-coupled receptor signaling pathway. Gene Ontology annotation, cellular component: cytoplasm. The transcript is spliced from 7 exons.
AUGUCCGCCUUCCUCCAAGCCUAUAGCGCGCUCUCCGCCUCGUCUCCACGCUCCCAGGUCUCGUCCGUGCUCCAGUCGGUCACAGAUGCUUUUCCAUCUCAGAUCGACCCAGCGACCCGCAAGCAGUUGGUGCAGACAAUCCUCGAUGACCUUACGCGAUGCUCCUCUCAGAACGGCAAGAAAACAACGCUGACGUCAAAAGAAGCACUUCCUGCUCUUUUGGCCGUGAAGACUCUCGGCAAAGACCCCGCUGGUUCGGAGGUCAUAUCCUCUGCCUCCAACCUCUCAUCAUUAAUCGCACUGUCACAUACCUACAAGGAUAACCUGGACGCGUCGAACGAGGCCCUUCGCUGUGUCGCAAACGCGCUGCUCCUAAUCACCGAGGCACGGAUCACAUUUAUUGAGAAGGAGGUAGGUGGCGGAGAGGUCUGCGUGGCACUUCUCGAAAAAUCCACGCUCCCCGAGCGUAUUUUCCUUGCCUCUCGGAUUCUCUUCCUGUGCACAGUCUCGAUGGGCUCAUCGGGAGACUACAUCAAGGGACUUGUAGAAGCAAGGCCGCCUGGGCAUUCGGGCAACAUUAUUGAAGUAAUCGGAAUGAGACUUGACGGAUUGACGAGGAAUAUUCUGAGCAGUGCUAAGCUAGCACGAGAAGCUAUGACCGAUCUACUCAAGUUCACUUUUAAUAUCCUACUUCACUAUCCUAAGAUUGUCGACGAAUCUGAAGGGGACCCUGAUUCCAAAGUCAUGGGUGAAUGCUGGAGCGACCGACUCGAUAAUAUCCUGCCACCGCUAAUUCGAACAUUUGUUACGCUUCCGAGUUCAUCCCCUGUGCCUCUUGAUGCGCCGAUGUCUCAUGUAAUUCAUGCCCUCAUCACGAUCCCCGUAACUCCAACUCUUCGCCCCAAAUGGUUUCCUACCGGUUCCAGCCGUGGAUCUCCUCGCCCCUCUACAUCAAAACGGUCUCCCGACUCACCGACAGGCAGCCCCGAUAUCUCGGGCAAGGGUCAGUUGCCCCUGAGCGCAAGCAGCAGCAGCAGCAACUCCCCAACGUUUGGACCAACCAAGGACGGAAAACACGGAGCGUUCGAUCGCGCAAUCUCCGCGCUGACCGCCGGUCGGCGGUUCUCGCGCUCGCGCUCGCCGCAUCCAGGAUCGCGCUCUGACGUGCUCCAGCGCGCGUACGACCUGCUCGACAGCGCCCUCGCGCACUUCCUACCGGGCACAGUGGAUCCGGACGACGCGAGCGUGCGGGUACGGUGCAAGGACGAGGCCGGCGCGAGCCUCGACGACGUCAUGCUCCCGCUCGUGCUCCUGCUCACGAAGCUCUGCGCCGCGGACGAGGCCGCUCGUGCCCGCAUGCGCGAGCGCAUCCUCCCUGAUGACCUCGACCGCACAUCGCCGCUCGAGGGCCGGCCCGACCUCCUCGGCCGCUGCCUGCGCCUCCUCGCGUGCGCGUACCACACGCGGCUCAAGCCUGCCGUCGGUGAGAUGCUGUACGCAGUCUGCGAUUCCGACGCGGGCACGCUGGCGUCGUAUGUCGGGUACGGCAACGCCGCGGGCUUUCUCUUCCACAAGGGAGUGACCGCCGCGCCUCCACGCCCGACGACAUCGAACGUCCCGGUCGCGACUACCUCAGGCAUGCCUAUCAACCCCAUCACGGGCGUCGCGGAGGUACCGCGAGAGGCGCCGGAGAUGUCGAACGAGGAGAAGGAGCGGGAGGCAGAAAAGCUCUUUGUGCUCUUCGACCGGCUCGAGAAGAGUGGCGCAAUCCCGCCGAGCCAGAACCCGAUUCGCAAAGCUGCCCAGGACGGCAAGCUGGGCUGA